CGUUCUUUCGUUUUUCGCCUGCUGCUGCGUGCGAGAAGGAGAGAGAGGAAAAAACGGCUCUCAGCAAAGCAACAAGAAGGAAGAGCAAUGGCGACACUGGAUCGCCAAAUACCAAGUCCGGAUACCUUCCUUUGCGAGCCUUGGUCUUCCUUCGUCAGUGCGGCUAAAUUACGUUUUGUUGACAACGCAGACUCGUCCUUGGAGAACAGCGACAAAGAGCUUUACUGCCUCGGUGAAGCCGUGAAGCUCCGCAAAGAAGAGAUGCUCAUCCACAGCCAGUUUCCAGCGCUGGAGGAAUUUUGUCUUGUUGUCUGCCAUGUCUGCAAUCAGGUGGUCACUCCUCAGGGCUUCCUCACACACUAUGAGAAGCGCCACGGCUCCCCCGUCCCCUCCAGGAGCCCCCUGGUGCCCAUGAAGCCCAAGACGCCCGCAGUGGCCCCCGCUGUGGCUCCCAGUCCUGGGGACACACUGGCCUUCAGGGUCCCUAAAGAUUACCCUCACUCCCGGUUCAGCAAGGCGCCACUUGCUGUCUACCCACCAAAGGGGGCACGGAACAAGACAUGCGUAUCACUUCCAGUCGUAAGCCUGGAGAAGAUGCCCUGCCUCAGCCGAGCAGACUCGGCGUCACACGUCCGCCUCACUUCCUCCUCCUCCUCUUCCUCCCCCUCUGCCUCCUCCCUCAAACCCCCGUCCCUCACUCCCCCGGCCUCCCAGCGUUCCGGCGAAAAGCUAAUGAACGGUCGAGGCACCGGCGGGCCGUCCACACCGCGCUCCACCGCGUCUCCAUCCUCGCUGGACGGGCGGCCCAGUCCGGCACGCUCUCCGCUGGACAGACGGCCGGCAUCUACACCUUCUCCCUCCCCGCUGGACCGAAAACCCUCCCCGUCGCCUUCGCCCUCUCAGCGGUCUGGAGCUCUGCCGUCGUCGUCGUCGUCGUUGUCGCCUUUGGAGAAGAAGCAGCAAAACGGAACUAAGGCUGCCUCCAGGUCGCACAAAAGACUCUCAGGGAGGGUGUUUGAUCCAAACAAGCACUGUGGAGUCCAGGACCCAGAGACUAAACGACCUUGCACACGGUCUCUCACCUGCAAGACUCACUCCUUAGCCCACCGCCGAGCCGUCCCCGGCCGAAGGAAACAUUUCGACAUCCUCCUGGCCGAACACAAGGGGAGGGCGAAGGAGAAGGAGGGAGCAAAGGAGAAGGAGAAAGACAGGGAGGGAGUGCAAGGAGGGAAAGAAGGCGGCGGCCAGAGCAUCGCAUCACAGGAAACCACAUGUCCCAGCAAGCCUCACUGCCCCAACGGUCGACCCUUGUCCUCACUGAAGCUACGGCUUGCUAAUGCGCACAUACCCAGGGUUCCAGGCUCCACCACCUCCACCUCCAGUCCUCUGACUCCAGCACCAGCGCCUGCCACAGCCCCAGCCCCAAACCCAGAGCCAUCUCCCCACAUCUGGGUGACGGCGGCGGGAGAUGGUGGUCGGCUUUCCAGUGACGAGGGAGACGCAGAGACUGCAGAGGACACGGACAGACCUGGCUUUCACUACUCCAGUCACCACCCACAGCCUUUAGGGUUUUGCGUAUUCAGCAGCAGGCUCAUGGGGCGGGGCCACUAUGUGUUCGACAGGCGAUGGGACAGGAUGAGGCUGGCGCUCCAGAGCAUGGUGGAGAAGCACCUCAACGCACAGAUGUGGAGGAAGGUGCCGUUGGCCGCUGAGAGCCUCCUCUCCCUCCCCUCCUCUGGUACCUCCUCCAUCACUUCACAACACCCUUCCUCUCCCACCUCCAUCACUUCCCCUCUCCUCACCUCCCCCUCCAACACCUUCUCCUACACUGCCACUUUUCCUCAGUCCGCAUCCAAGGCUGGGGUGUUCAGUAUCCGAGAUGCCCAGCAAUCCCUCGCCCCGGUUUCCACGCCAGGAAAAGCCCGUAACGGCACGCAUAAAGCCAGCCGACCAUCCAAAGAGAUAGAGGGCUCUGUAGCGGGCUCUAAGAAGAGAAAAAACCCUUCCUCCUCCUCCUUUUCUUUUUCUUGCUCCCCGUUUCCGCCUGUGGAUAAUCACAAGAGGAACGGCAGCAGCUAUCAUCCGACAUUACAAGGUUCAGGGGGGGCAGCUGCCACUCCAGCCAGGAAAAAGGGACUUGGCCGUGGGGGAAGCGGACGUGGAGGGAGCGGGCUUUGGAGUAGGGGCGAGGACUGGUUAUCUAGAGCUGAUGGAUCUCAAAGCCACAACUUGCAGAACAGCCGCGAUCUUGGCACCACCAGUAUAUCCCACUCACCCAACAGAGAGCUGUCCUCCGCCCCCCAUCAGUCACUGGCUCCCCCAUCCGGACCCCUGGCUUAUGGAGGAAAAGCAGAGGGGAGGAAGAGGAGGAGCCCCAGCUCUUACAGAGGCAAGGCCAGCAAGCUUAGCAGGCCGGGCGGACUGAAGAGCCUCUUCGGGAAAGGGAACGACAGCGGGGGGAUACUGGCCUCCGCGCCUGAGUCCCCGAGACAGGCCAAGUUGCAUCACUGACAGAAUGUUGGGCAGCUGUGCGGGCCACCACCGUUUGUGACCUUUGACCUCACCACUUCUUCCACUGACAGCACCAAUCAGACUGCUUCAUCUCGGCGAUGUCACCCCUAUUUACCCAGUGACAGUUCGGUCAGACAGUUCCUGCUGAGACAUCGGGGGCUCUGGGGUCUUUUGGCCACAUUUUGGACCGGCAGUUACUUACGCUCUCCACCCCUGAUUACGGAUGGUUUUGAUGGAAAUCUGCUGCGUGUCACGGUUGCGGUCGUGGUCUUUUCAGAACAAGACAGUGGAAUCCAAAAACUUCUCCUCUGAAAAGGGAAUUUGCCUCAAGUUUGCAAAGUUUUUCAAGGCAUUGUUAAUCAUACCACCACAGUACAAUUUUGGGGAGACUUAUUUUUAACAGUUGGAGUUUAAUUCCGGUCAGCUGACAAGGAAAAAGUCUGAUUGUUUUUGGAAGUUAGAUGGUUGAAGGACCUACUGACACGACUACUGUAGGACUCAGACUACCCCUAUUCCUGUCUUUCUCUCGAUUUUAGCUUUUCCUCUUCCUCGGUUAUGGAAGAGACAGCAGCAGCUUUGGUUGGGUUUUAUCCAGCUUUUUCCCCUCUCUUUCCACCUACUCCUUUCUCUUUGUUCCUCUCACUCUUUUCUUUACCCCUUUUUUUUAUAUCAAACAACUUUAUCUUUUACCUAUCCAUCCCUUUGUGUGUACCCAGCAUGCCUGUGUUCAAAGUGCACUUACUGCCCUUGCCUCCCCUUACUCCCGUCUCCGCUGACUCCAGAGCAGUUUCCAGCAGUGCCACACACACAAGGACCUGUCUGCACAAGGGAAGAAAAAAAAACAAAAACUUCUGUGUUACCAACGACGCCGCUCAAUGCAUUUUAUUUCAAUAUAGGAAGAAAUCCGAUUCUUAUUUGAAGAUUUUUUUUUUGUUUUUGUUUUUUUUUUUCCUCUGCGUUCUGGUUUAAAUGUUGCAAGAAACACAAACUCCUGUCUGUGUGUCAGGACUUGCAUCCAAAAUGGAAUUAUUACUACGGUGUUGGAUGUGUUUUUGUAUAAUAAUUUAUCAUUCUUAAAUUUUUUUUUUUUUCUAAUUGACCAUUAAGGUUUGAGACUUUUUGAGCAAAAAAAUAAUUUCUAUGGCAUUUUGAAGAAAUGUUGAAAGUAUUAUGAUGUUGAAAAUUUGUACAUAUCUGUUAUUAUUUUUGUAUUUAUUAAUAAUUGUCCCCAUUUACUAAAUAUGAGCUAAAGAGGGAGUGUUUUUGCCCUGCUACCUUGGUCUGUGUUUAAUAGUGUUGAUGAGAUUGGCCUGGUUUCUCAAAACCUUCAAGAAUUUGUUCAUUAGCGUGUUUUUAAAUUAAUACUCACACUGUUUAUCAUUUUGAUUAUUCCAGAUAACAACAGCUAGUGGGCACUUCUAAAAGAAAUAUUUUAUUCAGUUUAGUUAAUUCUAGCUAAUUAUGUUGAGAAAAAACCACCUCAACAUACACACGUUCGCUUUUAACCACCACUCACACGCUGUUUCCCGAUUCCAUAAGCUACUGAUUAUGUAUACUAUAUACUAAUCAUUACGGUAUACAGUUUUUUUGCUGUUGGCAUACAAGACAUCAACAUACUUUACUAUUUUAACUGUAUUUAAAGAGGAAAUGAUACAAUGCAUGUGUUAACAUGUCAAUAAAACUGUCACUUUCUACUUCACAAAAAGAAAGUGUUUUCACCAAAGAUCUAAUACUUUGGAUAAAAGAUUUUUCUUUUUCUUUUGGUUUCCAAAACCUCUCUGAAUCUUUUUGCACCAGCUCUUUCAUUUCCUCUGUGCUUAGUGUUCUGUGACAAUUGUGUCACGUCCACAGCACACUCAGAAAUACAUUUUUUAGUACGCUUGCUGACUUUUUUGAGCCUACUUAAUUUAGUCACUUUUCCAGUGUGAAUACACUACACACUCAAAACCUGCUUAGAACUAGUAUUUAGUAUGGAAUCGGGACAGCAGGCAUGUGAGGUCAUGUGAUGACAACAUUGUCAUUUGUCAACUCAUGACGUAAGUAUUUCAGUCAUGUGAUAACGGGUGGUUUUAUGUGGGGGUUUCUUUUUUGUCAAACCAUUAUUUCAUUGUUGGGUCAAGAAAGAACCUAAAAGCCUAUUUUGUAUUUUGAAGUGUUUCCUUCCAUUAACCCUGCAUAGCCAACAUCACAUUGUCAGUAUGCACUAUUGUUCUAUCUUUACACCAGGAGCGUGGAGGUUCCCCUCAUCACAGAAGCUCUGUGGUUGAUCAGGAUACAACCAAUGAGAAAAGACCCCAAACUUAUUUAUCCCUUUCAAUCAGUCCAAAUAUAUCAAGAUAUUUAAUAUACAUGUGACCAUGUAAAAAUAUGAUUUAGGUAUCUAAGUAGGUCAUGCUGUGAGCCUAAAAACUGUCAAGACUUAAUCAUUUUUAGAUCUUGUCUGACUCAGUGGACAGUAUUUCUCAUAGGUACAGGCCCCGUCGCACACUGUGUGUCUGACACAAGCUAAUGGACAAAAAGUAGAUUUUGUGACACCAGGCCCUGGUGAGUGUUUUCAUAUAAAGGGCCCCACAUUCCUGUUUAACUGUGGUUCCGGCCUUUUUCAUACUUCUUCCAAUGUUUGAAACUAAAGCUAUAUUUUGAAACUGCCUUUAUCUUCCAAGACCAGUGUAUUGAUUCAUGCUUGGUUGCUCUGUUGUGUAAAAUCAGACCAGGAUCAAAAUGCUUUCACUUACUUCUCAGCUGGACUCAGAAAGCCACCGGUUAAAAUCCAGUGUUGCAUUACAAUGGAUAAGACCUUGUUCUCAGCAGUUAUUUAAAAUUCUUUGGUACCAUUUCUUCUUCUAUGGCAAUAGUUCACUGUGAUGUAAAAGCAGAAUACUCAUUCCUGUGAGCCUGUGAUGUCUUUAAAUAUUUAUAGAUUUAUACAUACACCAUCAGGUGAAAGUGCUGAUUGAACAGACAACAUGAGUUUUGUUUUUUGGGUGUAGGUUUGGGUAUGGAUGGUAGGGACAUGCCCCUGCCAAUAUUUUUAUCUAUCUUAAACAAUCGAGCUGCUUUAACUCCACAUAAUGUUAAUGGUAAGAUCUCUGCAGAGUUGCCAGGUUUGUGUGAUUUUCUGCAAAAAAGGGCACUAUUAUGAUAAAGAGUGAAAGAGCAGGAUAUGGGGGAUACUCAACCUGAUGAUCUGGCAACCCUCAACUUCAAGCUGUACACAUUGUUGACUUGUAGCAGCCUGACAGCAGCAGCAGCAGUAGGGGAAGCGGUUAGUAUUUAUAGUUUAAACGUUCCAAACGUCACAGAAUUGUAAACAAGGUUAGGUGUCGUUAGCUAAUUUGUGAAUGUUGCUCAGACAUGCUGUUUAAUUAAACAACUUUAUUACUGCUGGUGAAAAUUCCUCCCAAAAGCAAAUUAAGACAUCUGGUCCUUUUUAAAGAAGAACCGCAGUGUCAGCAACAGCUGAGCUCAGUUAAUAACAAUCAUCUGUAAUCAAUCCAAACAUUAAUCAUUGAAAUUAGUGGGAGAAAUAUUUACCAUUUAAUGUAAUCAAGUGCAGAGUUAUUAUUAUGUCUUAUUAAGACAUGGACAUUAUUUAUAAGCUAAAUUAGCCACAGCUUGUCCAACUGAUCUGUUUGUGACUGUCAGACAUCAUUUUAUUAUGAAAAUCCUGUCAGCAGUAGCCUGAGCAGCACAGAAACACACAGACAGGUGAGCUGCAGCCUAUCAGGUAAGCUCUGAUGUCACAGUGAAAGAUUUAGCCAUAAGUUCAGGGGCUGAAUGAAAAUAAUACAAUACCAAAUCCACAAACUGAAAGAAGGACAGAAUCUCAGGUGAGGUUUGAAAACCUUACAGCAGCGAGUUGCAGAGCAGCACGUUACCUACAGGUUUCUAUACAUUUACAUGUUAUUUUUAAAUAUCAAUUUUAGUCUCAGAUUUAUUGUUAAGUAGUCUAUUAAUAAAACACAAUGUAAAAAUCA
Molecule: messenger RNA, 6488 nt
Organism: Thunnus maccoyii (southern bluefin tuna)
Lineage: Eukaryota; Metazoa; Chordata; Actinopteri; Scombriformes; Scombridae
Gene: atxn7l1
Product: ataxin 7-like 1
Exons: 12
Coding region: 88-2511 (807 amino acids)
Source: RefSeq, a predicted model, not a curated record